AGGGGGUUAGCAGCUGCCUGACGCCAAGGGUCAGGGGUGUGCCGGGCAGCAAGUUAAACUACUUGCUUUAAAUACAAGCUUCAUAAAUAUUUUUGUUUCUUUAUGGGUUUUUUUUUAAACACUACGCCAUAUUAAAAUUAUAUUCUCGCGCUUUUAACUGAACCAGCUAAUAUAAAAGUCCGUUCAAGAUGAUUGACACCGUGAGCGGUGCAGAAGCUCUGCCCUUUGUGCUACAGCUGAAGACCCUUUUGGAACAGGAAGUCCGGUGUCAGCCGAAACUGAGCGGCCUCCGCGUCCUGGAGUCGGCCCACGACAACGGCAUGAGGAUGACUGCCAAGAUGAGGGACUUCGAGGUGAAGGAUCUGCUCUCUCUGACUCGCUUCUUUGGGUUCAGCGCCGAGACGUUCUCCUUCGCCGUGAACCUCCUGGAUCGCUUUCUGUCUGUGAUGAAGAUUCAGCCCAAACAUCUGUCCUGUGUCGGCCUUUGCUGCUUCUACAUCGCCGUGAAGACUUCUGAAGAGGAGAAGAACGUUCCUCUGGCUAACGAUCUGCUCCGAAUCAGCCAGAACCGCUUCACCGUUUCAGACAUGAUGAGGAUGGAGAAGAUCAUUCUGGAGAAGCUCUACUGGAAAGUUAAAGCUCCUACAGCACUGCACUUCCUCAGACUGUUUCACAGCCACAUCCAGGAGAACUUGGACGCUGAUGGUAAGAAGAUUCUGAACAUCGAGAGGCUUGAGGCUCAGCUGAAGGCCUGCCACUGCUCCUUUGCCUUCACAAAGCUACGGCCAUCAUUGGUUGCGCUGGCAUUGCUGGCCCUUGAAGUUGAGGAGCAACACCAGUCUGAGUCGGUAGAAGCUCUGAGAGAGGCUGUGAAGAAUCUUCAGGACCAACUGACCAUUAAAGAUGGGGACUUGGUGUGUCUGAGGGAGCUCAUCUCCAAGUGCCUGGCUGAAUAUUCCGCCACCAAGUGUUGGAAGCCGAACAGCCAGAGACUGCGCUGGAUCAUCUCAGGACGAACAGCACGCCAGCUGAAGCACAGCUACUACAAGAUCGCUCAUCUCCCCACUAUCCCUGAAUCCACCUCUUAAACCCUUGCAGUGUGAGACUUUUUUUUUUUUGUGCUUUUUUUUUUUUUUUCUCCUCCUUAAGCAUGCAAGUAUUUGACUUUGGAAGAUCCUGGUCGAGUGUUUAGCUAUCAGCCAGAGAGGGUCAUUCCUCCCUGGUUUGACUGGCUCGAGUGUGUGUACACAGCACUCCUUGAAUCGGCGCCUGAUUUGCGCCGGUUGUUUAAAGUCGUUGAAAGUAUUGAACCGCCUAGGUCCUCAGUCCACCAUGUGGAAGAGGAGGGAGAAGGGUUUUGUGAUAAGACGAACAUCAGAGGAACCAAGAAAUCGGGCCCAAAACCCUUAACUCCCACCCUAGGUUGUUACUGUCCUCUAGCACACUCCUGCCCAAGGUGACUUAUAGAAGUUUCUUUUCUUGUUCAGUGCCGUUCUAAGGUCACAUGACCCUGAACAUUAACACAGCUGACCUUAACACACUUCGGCUUUUGUAGGUCCAGGUUUAAAAAUUAAACAAUUAGACCCUGUGUGUAAAUUAAUUAGGACAAUUUCAUUUUUGUUCUACAAAUCAAAGCUAAGAUUUGUUUUCUUCCUCUUGACUGAGUAAAUGGGUAACUAAUGACUUGUACCCUGAAAGUGGACCUUUCAAUAAAACUUAUUGAAAUGCCAA
Molecule: messenger RNA, 1731 nt
Organism: Neoarius graeffei (lesser salmon catfish)
Lineage: Eukaryota; Metazoa; Chordata; Actinopteri; Siluriformes; Ariidae
Gene: ccng1
Product: cyclin G1
Exons: 6
Coding region: 189-1088 (299 amino acids)
Biological process (GO): regulation of cyclin-dependent protein serine/threonine kinase activity; mitotic cell cycle phase transition
Cellular component (GO): nucleus; cytoplasm; cyclin-dependent protein kinase holoenzyme complex
Molecular function (GO): cyclin-dependent protein serine/threonine kinase regulator activity
Source: RefSeq, a predicted model, not a curated record